Molecule: messenger RNA, 2241 nt
Organism: Phalaenopsis equestris
Lineage: Eukaryota; Viridiplantae; Streptophyta; Magnoliopsida; Asparagales; Orchidaceae
Product: poly [ADP-ribose] polymerase 2-A
Exons: 18
Coding region: 107-2023 (638 amino acids)
Molecular function (GO): NAD+ poly-ADP-ribosyltransferase activity
Source: RefSeq, a predicted model, not a curated record
UUUCUCUGCUAAGCAGGACAGUAUAUAAACCCAAAGUGCUCCGCUUCUCUUUCAAAAUUCCUCGUUGCCCUGAGAGCGAGGCGAGAGGGGGACUGAGAGAGACAAAAUGGCUUCCAAGCUAAAAGUCGACGAGCUCCGAGCCAAGCUAUCACUCCGAGGCCUCGACACUACCGGCACCAAACCCAUCCUCGUCAAAAGGCUUGAAGCGGCGUUGCAGAGCGAAGAGGAGAAGGAAAAGGAGGCCGAUCCUGAUGAGGCUGUCCCUGCGAGUGGGGUGUCGAACGGUCCAGGGAAGAGGAAGAGGAGCUCCGAUGACGAUGCUGUUGAUCGGGAGGAGGAGGUAUGCUUAGAAAAAGAGAAGUUAGUGAAGUACACUGUGCGCGAGUUGAAGGAUUUGGCCGCCCGAUGCGGGGUUUCGGCGACUGGGACGAAGAUGGAGCUUGUCAAGAGGCUUUCAGGAGUUGCAGAGAUCCCAAAAGGAACUGUGGAAGAGGUGGCGGUUGAAGAGAUUGAAGAAGAGAGAUUGGUCACUGCUACCAGGAAGGGUGGUGCUGUUCUGGACCAAUGGCUUCCAGAUUAUAUAAAAACAAGCUUCCAUGUAUUGCAAAAUGGAGGUGAUUUUUACGAUGCUACGUUGAAUCAGACAAAUGUUGGAGACAAUAACAAUAAGUUUUAUAUUAUUCAGGCUUUAGAAUCUGACGAUGGCUUCAAGUUCAUGGUUUACAGUAGAUGGGGCAGAGUUGGAGUAAGAGGUCAAGAUAAAUUACACGGUCCUUUUACUCGAGAAACAGCAAUAAGAGAAUUUGAAGUAAAGUUCUUUGAAAAGACAAAGAAUCGAUGGUCUGACAGAAAGAACUUUAUUUGUCAUCCUAAAUGUUAUACUUUGUUAGAGAUGGAUUAUAGUGAAGCUGGAGAGGAGCAGGUGGUACCUAAGCCAAUAAAAUCUGUUGAUACACAACUUCGCGAGACAAAACUUGAUGGUCGCAUUGCAAAAUUUAUCUCUGUUAUUUGCAAUGUCAGCAUGAUGAAGCAGCAGAUGCUUGAGAUAGGCUACAAUGCUGAAAAAUUGCCCCUUGGUAAGCUCAGCCAAUCGACAAUUCUGAAGGGCUAUGAUGUUUUGAGGAGAAUCUCUGAUGUGAUUGGGAAAGCGGACAGGAAAAAACUUGAACAAUUAAGUGGAGAGUUCUAUACUGUGAUCCCCCAUGACUUCGGUUUUAAAAAGAUGCGUGAAUUUGUAAUUGAUACCCCUCACAAAUUAAAAUCCAAGUUGGACAUGGUCUCAGCUUUGGGAGAGAUUGAGAUUGCAACUAAGAUUCUCAAAGAUGAUGCUGACUCUCUGGAAGACCCUUUGUAUUCUCACUAUCAACAUUUAUGCUGCGAAUUGAAUCCUGUUGAAAUCAACUCGAAAGAAUUUCUUAUGGUACAAAAAUACUUGAAAAAUACUCAUGCAGAAACACACUCAGGCUACACGGUUGACAUUAUACAUUUAUUUAGUGUUUCAAGAAAAGGAGAAGCUGAGCGUUUCAGAAAGUUUUCCGAUGUACAAAAUCGAAUGCUUCUUUGGCACGGUUCUCGAUUGACAAACUGGACAGGCAUCCUAUCACAAGGCUUACGGAUUGCUCCCCCAGAGGCUCCUGUUACAGGUUACAUGUUCGGCAAAGGUGUUUAUUUUGCGGAUAUGUUCUCAAAAAGCGCAAAUUACUGCUGCACAAGCCCUGAAUCUUCUUCAGGGGUGUUGCUUCUGUGUGAGGUUGCCUUGGGAGAUAUGGCUGAGCUACUAAAUGCAAACUGUCAUGCACAUCUCUUGCCAGAGGGAAAGUUGAGUACAAAAGGAGUCGGUGGCACAGCACCAAAUAUGUCACAGGCUGAGAUUCUUGAAGAUGGUUUGGUUGUGCCCCUUGGUAAGCCAAAAGAGCAGGACGGCCCACAGGGUUGCCUGCUGUACAAUGAAUACAUAGUGUACAAUGUCGAACAGAUCAGGAUGCGAUAUGUCCUUCAUGUAAAUUUUAAUUACAAUUAUUGAACUUGGCCUACUCUGUAUCUGUAGUGAAACGUUAGGUGAAGCAGCUGUGCGUGAAAUGUCUGUAAUUUUUUCUUGGAAUGUAAUUUGUGUUUUAUGAGAAGAUACAUACCGAUGAUUCUCGAAUAUAUUUGAGGAUUGUUAUUCAAUAAGCUCCUAAUAGUGAACAAAUCUUUUGUUAGAUAUAUUUUAUUUUUGUCUAGCUCCUUUCUUUUACAGUA